Episyrphus balteatus (marmalade hoverfly) is the source of this 12738-nucleotide messenger RNA. RefSeq names its product F-actin-monooxygenase Mical (gene Mical). The record is from RefSeq and is a predicted model, not a curated record. The transcript is spliced from 16 exons. Bases 1509 to 12407 code for a protein of 3632 amino acids. Lineage: Eukaryota; Metazoa; Arthropoda; Insecta; Diptera; Syrphidae. Gene Ontology annotation, molecular function: protein binding.
AAUAUUUAAUUUCGAACAAAUCGCCGAAGAAGACGGGUGGCUUCACCGAUUCGCUUGUCGCGGAAUAAUAGAAAAUUAAAAUUAAAUAAAAUACAACAAAAAAAAAAUCACUUUAAAAAUAAGAAAAUACAACUAAAAAUAAAACCAACAAAAGUAAUACAUCAAUCAACCAUCUAUCGCAUAACAGUGUGUGUAUCGUUUGCUUGUGAAGAAGAUCAAAAAAAUUAAAAACCUUUUGUCUCCUCCAACUUUUAUAGUACCAACUCGAUUCGGGGAGCAAAGCAAAUAUAAAAUCAAGAAAACACCUUCCGCUCUCAAUCACCGUGCAAAGGAAUUCUAUAUCACACAAGAACCGAAGGAAAAAAUUAAAUUUUUCAAAUCACAAUUAAAUUUUUUUUUGUAUUCCUUCAAUCUGUCACAAAAGAAUUUAAUAAAAUAAAUAAAUUUCGGUGUGUUUUUUUCUUGGUCGAAGAGUCUCCCAGAAUAAUUCAAGUUUUCCAAAAUAAAAAGAAGUAAGAAUUCUCCGCGGCCUCCGCCGCUACAGCCGCCACCAAGAGAUCUUUUUUUUCUUUAUUUUAUUAGUUUUUCGCUGUGUUACGUGUGUUCUCUUGAUUUUUCUCUGAAAUUUCGUAGAAAAUUAUAAAAAUUUUCCAUCAAAAAAUCCAAGUGUAUCUCCGAUUUGUGAUUUUUCCUCUGCGAUUGGUUUUGUGCAUUUCCAUCGCGGUUCUUGCACUUUUUUUUUCUGUCGUAGAGUGACCUUAUUUUACCACCAACACCGCAUCGCUUUUUUUUUGUGGUCCAUGCGUGAGUUCAUCAGCUUUCAGCAGCCUUUAAUUUUCAGUUCUCGAUUCGCUCUAUCGCUGUUUGACUGUGUCGAGAUUCACUUGGUUCUAUUCUGUAUCUGUGCAUGUGGACUGGAACUGAAACUCUUGUGAACUUGUGUAAUUCUAACACACAAAAACGACGCGUGCAGCAGAUUUCUUGUGUCUUCUCGUCGUCGUCAUAGUGCAUCUCAAACUCUUGCUACUAAUCAAUAAAAUACAAAAAAAACAAAAAUAGUAGAAAAGUGGAUUUUUGUUCGAUAAGCCCCGGAUGAUUCAUCAUCACAACAAAAAGAAGACCAAAAAGUUCGUUUUCGGUGCAUGUGGAAAAAUAAAACUUUCCGGUUAAUCAGAAGAAAUUCGACGAAAAAAGAGAGAUAAAUCAUUUUAAAACAAAAGCAAGGAAUAAAGACAUUUUUUUUUGUUGUUGUUGUACACACUCAAAGCAAAAAGCAAGGUGAAAGGAAUUUAAAUUUUGGAUUAUUUUCUUUGAGAGAAAAAAAAAACAAAAGGAGAUUUACUAAAGAAGCAUCAGUGGAAGCAGCUUCUUCGUUAAAACUAAGGCUAUUUUCUUCGAUUAAUAGAUGAAUUCAAAGGACCCCCGAAGUUCUUAGGAUACAUCUUUUUCAAGAUAAAUUUUUGCAUAUGAAAUUCUGUCACAAACAUCAAGAAGGCGACUAAGAAAUAAUGAGUCGAUCUUCAAAUCAACGCCAACAGCAACAGCUGCUGGCUCAGCAACAACAACAAAUGGCUGAUAACGAUGCCGCAGCUGCGGCUGCCGAAAUGUUCGAUAUGUUCUGUUUGGCCACAACAAUGCGUCAAGUGCUCGGCCUCCAUCGAAAUAUCUGCGAUGCAAUAGGCCUUCGGCCAGCACCACUCAACGAAUUCUAUCCAAAGCUUAAAGCAAAAAUUCGUUCAUGGAAAGCACAAGCCCUAUGGAAGAAAUUCGAUGCCCGCGCCUCACACAGAGCCUACUCAAAAGGCAAUGCCUGCACCGGCACCAGAGUCCUAGUCAUUGGCGCUGGCCCAUGCGGCCUGCGAACGGCUAUAGAAGCACAACUACUUGGCGCUAAAGUGGUGGUCGUUGAGAAACGUGAUCGGAUAUCACGUAAUAAUGUCCUACAUUUGUGGCCUUUUGUCAUUACAGAUCUUCGAAAUCUCGGAGCUAAAAAAUUCUAUGGAAAAUUUUGUGCUGGUUCAAUUGAUCACAUUUCCAUAAGACAGAUACAGUGUAUCUUAUUGAAAGUGGCCCUUCUGUUGGGCGUAGAAGUGCAUGAGGGUGUUUCAUUUGAAGGCACCAUCGAACCAAGUGAAGGAUGUGGCUGGCGUGCCGCUAUCAGUCCGGAAGAUCAUGCGGUUUCACAUUAUGAAUUCGAUGUACUCAUCGGAGCCGAUGGCAAACGUAACACUUUGGAGGCCUUUAAACGUAAAGAAUUCCGUGGCAAGCUGGCUAUUGCCAUAACAGCGAAUUUUAUUAACAAAAAGACCGAAGCUGAAGCUAAAGCUGAAGAAAUUAGUGGUGUGGCGUUUAUAUUCAAUCAGGCAUUCUUUAAGGAACUCUAUCAUACGACUGGAAUAGAUUUAGAAAAUAUAGUUUACUAUAAAGACGAAACACAUUACUUUGUCAUGACUGCUAAAAAACACAGUCUCAUUGAUAAAGGUGUGAUAAUGCAGGACUUUGCGGAUCCAGCUGAACUUCUGGCUCCACAAAAUGUAAAUACAGACAAACUACUGGACUAUGCUCGAGAAGCAGCAGAGUUCUCAACCAAAUACCAAAUGCCAAAUCUGGAAUUCGCCGUUAAUCAUUAUGGCAAGCCAGACGUUGCAAUGUUUGAUUUCACAUCAAUGUUUGCAGCCGAAUCAUCGAGUCGGGUGAUUGUUCGUAAAAACUAUCGUCUUCUACAAUGUCUAGUCGGUGAUAGUUUGUUAGAGCCCUUUUGGCCAACUGGAUCAGGUUGUGCGAGAGGUUUUCUCUCCAGCAUGGAUGCAGCCUAUGCAAUAAAAUUGUGGAAUAAUCCUAGAAAUAGUAUACUUGGAGUGUUGGCUCAAAGGGAGAGUAUUUACAGACUUCUAGCUCAAACUACACCCGAAAACCUUCAACGCGACAUAGGUUCCUACACAGUUGAUCCAGCAACACGAUAUCCUAAUCUCAAUCGAACUUCAGUUAAUAUGUAUCAAGUGAAACAUCUAAUCGAUACUGACGAUAAGGCUAUAUUGGAACAAACUUAUAUGGAUACAAAUGCCUUACAAGCAUCACAAGCCGACACACCGGUACGCAGGAAGAGACGCACAGGUGAUACAUUGCCAUUGAGUGCGGUUCUACUAAGAUGGAUCAAGGCUCAAUUGCAUUCGUAUGAAUUUGUUCAGAAUUUAAAUGAAGUUUCUGAUUGUUUCACAAAUGGAAAGGUUCUUUGUGCCUUAAUUAAUAGGUACCGCCCUGAUCUAGUCGAUUUUAAUUCAAUCAAAGAACUACCCGCAGCCGAUUGCAAUGACUUGGCCUUUAAAAUUCUCGAUAAAGAAUUGAAAAUCUCCAAAGUUAUGAGUGGCAAAGAUUCAAUUGACUUGGAUAAGAUCGAUUCAAAAAUUUGGCUCAAUUAUUUGGAACAAGUAUGUGAAGUAUUCCGUGGAGAGAUACCGCAUGUUAAGCAUCCAAAAUUGGAUGUAUCUGAGUUGAGAGAGAAAAACAGAAAUAAUGUUCCUGAUUUCUCGAGACUUCUUCAAAUGACAUCAUCGAGAAAGGCUAAAUCUCCAAUGCAAGAUGUAGCAGAUUUGCCGCAUGCAACACAAAGACGUUCUGUAUUGGAUGAGGAGAAGGUCAAACGCCAGAGGAAGCAUGAACCAGGUCAAGGUCAAUUAGACACACCAAGACGAGCCAAGAAGCGAAGAAGUGCAGAAAAGACAACAAAUAUUGAGGAGCGACAACAACGUCUUAAAGAAAUUGAAGAGAAUCGUCAGGAUCGACAGAGUAAACGUCGUAUGCAGCGAUUCCAACAGACUCAGAAUUUCUACAAAAGUCUCCACAUGUUGCAAGUGAACACCCUAUUACGAGAAAGCGAUGAAUCAAGUCCUUUUGAGGACUAUUCGAUAUACAUGUACCGCCAGCAAGCGCCGAUAUUCAAUGAUCGUGUCAAAGAGCUUGAAAGGAAGCUUCUUUAUCCUGAUCGUGAAAGAGGAAUAUCAUCAGCAAUGCCACGCGGUACUGACGAACAAUUUAGCGAUCGUAUUAAAUCGAUGGAACAACAAAUAACAUCGCGUAAUGCCUAUGGCACCGAAAAGAAACCGAAAGAUCUAAUGCGGGCUAUUGGAAAGAUUGAUUCAAAUGAUUGGAAUGUUCGAGAAAUUGAAAAGAAAAUUGAACAAUCUAAAAAGACCGAAAUUGGGUUGAAAGGACGUGAAAAAGUACCCAAAUGGAGUAAGGAACAAUUUGUUGCAAGACAAUCGAAAAUGUCUAAACCCACCAGACAGGAUUCGAGUGAGGAGAAAUUCAAAGAAAUUGAUCAAACUUUGAAAAAUCUAGAUAAACAAUUAAAAGAAGGCUCAGUGUUGGAAGUUGGUGAACGAGGCAAAAAUAAAGUUGCUUCAAUAGCUGGGCAAUUUGUAAAGAAAGAUGAUACAUCGGAAGAGAAAUUGCCACCAACACAACCUAUUGCUAAAUCUAACUCCAAAGUAGCACUUGCAUUCAAAAAGCAAGCAGCAUCAGAAAAGUGCCAUUUCUGCAAACAAACUGUCUACCUUAUGGAAAAGAUCUCUACCGAAGGUCUUAUUCUGCAUCGUUCAUGUUUGAAAUGUCAUCAUUGUCAUACAAAUCUAAGACCAGGUGGUUAUGCUUUUGAUCGAGAUGAUCCCGAGGGACGUUUCUAUUGUACACAACAUUUUAGAUUACCUGCUAAAGCUAUUCGUCCAAUGGUACGAAAACCUGGUCAAAGGAAAUCUACUGCUCAUGGUUCUCAUGCACCAAGUCACUUGGAUCCCAAAACACCCGAAAAACCAAGAGGAAUCACCGAAAGUGUUGUUCAAUUGGAUCUACUCGAUCGUGGUCAGACACCAGAACGAAUUGAAUUCGAAAAUACCGAUGCCAUGUCAGAUGGAGAACCCUCCGAGGAACACAUUAUUGAUGAGAACGAAUGGUCAGGACGUAAUUUCCUACAACCUAGUGCUGAUUCUGAGUCAGAUUUGUCCUCAAGUUCUGAUGAAUCAGAUGAUGAUUCUGAAUCGGAUAUUUUCGAAGAAGCAAAUGGUUCACCAAUUGCUCAGCAAACUCUCCAAUUGGCCACAGAUUGGAUUGGCAAACAGCACUAUUCGAAUGUUAAUAGCGAUGACAGUGAUGAUGAUUUCUAUGAUUCUAGCGAGGGAUUAGCUGAUGAUGGUAAAGAUGACACCGAAGGUGAAGAAAUCAAAAAGGCUCGUGAAAUGCGCCGCGAAGAAGUCCGUCUAUUGCCACUGCCUACAAAUUUGCCAACAGAUACAGAAACUGAGAAUCAAGAACAGGUGGUAGUGGCGACGCAAUCGCCACAAGAUGGCGCUGUUAGUGUGCAAAAGAAUAACGAAAUAAGUGAUAGUGAGAGAUCGAAACAUGGUUCGGAUAAAAUUUCAAUAUCAUCAGCUCCAACUCCACCGCCUACCAAGGCGGAUAUUGAAAAAAUCGAACAAAACUCAGAUCGUAGGUUUAGCGCAGAUGUCGAUGCGAUAUCUGAGAAGCUUUAUAGGUUAAAUAAUUUGAUGAAACUGAAUAAGGAUAUUGAAAGUAUGGCAAAAGAUAAUUUGGUUAAGAGCGAUAUUAUGAAGAAACUUUCGUUAAAAGAGAAAUGGUUGCUGGAUAAUAGUGUGAGUGGGGGAAUUAAAAGUCCUGCGUUGGGGUUUCCUGGAGAAAAGGUAGCUGAAAAAGUUAAUGAGGAAUCGGAUGCUACCAAUAUCGACAAAGACACAAAAGUUGGUGUCAAUAACGAAGGAAAAGAGAAAAAGGAAGAGAACUUAUUGGACAAACCUCUUGAGAGUGUUACAAAUGGCGAUGACGAUCAUGGUGAUGGCUUGAAUAUCAAUCAAUCCUCCGAACCUUCACAAUCGAUAGAGGAAGUCAAACCCAUCGAACCAGAUCAACCACCUAAAUCUCAAGAACAAGUCGAAAAAGAAAAGAUUGCCAAAAUUGCCUCGGAAAAAAUGGAAAUUGAAGGCAUUCUUGAUAUUGUUAAAAUGAUGGACACUUCGCUUAUAGAACCAUCCAAGCAACCCUUACCAAAACCUGCAGAAAGUCCAAAAGUGAAGAAAAAAGAUCCUGGACAAAUGAUCUAUGAUGCUGAGCAAAAGAAAGUCACUAGUUUGAGUGAUGCAUUGCAUCAAAUUGAAGUUAGAAGUUUUGCUGGGACUAUGGAUACCAUUAAAGCUCAAAUGGUUAUGCCUACUGUGAGUCAACAGGCCACAUUGGACAUUUCCAAGUAUUUCCCGAAUGCAAAGCAGGAAAAGCAAUCAUCGGCGUCAUUGAAUAAAACUCAAAAAACUCUAAAAGAUGUUGAUUUGACGAAGUAUUUCCCUCAAUCUCCAGUUCCUCAGAGGAAAUCAAGUAUCAGUAUCCCAUCUGGUGGGGAUAAAUUGAAGAAAUCACAAACUACAAAGGCGGUUGUUAGUGAUCCACCACCAAAAGCUCCACCAAGGCGACAAAAGUCGACAAUAGCAGCUCCAAGUACUGAUAAAACCUUUAGUAUGCAAGCACAUCAACUAGAUGGCGCUAUUGACAUUCAAAAAGCUUCUCCAGUUGUGGUGGUCAAACCAGUUCCAAAAAAAGGUGGAAUUAAAAUUGUUAAGAAAAUUGUCCCAAAAGGAACAAAGACAACAAAGAAACCAGCUCCAGUUGUAGUAGCUAAGAAAAAAAUUCAAGACGAAGCCGAUAAGAUUCUGGAUGAGAUUCUUCAAGAAGGACAAGAAGUUCGUUCGCCAAGUAUUGAGUAUCAAAAACUCUUUACUGAAGAGAAAUCUCCAAGUGAAGAUAUAUCUGAAAGAAUUGAGAAAAUUCUUGAAGAAACUGGCAUUGAUUUGGGUCUCCCUCCAAAUCCAAAGAAGAAACUUCUAAAAGCAAAAAGUCUGGGAGAAGAAGAAUUUAAGAGAACUCAAGAGAAAACUCUUUCCAGAGAAGAUGGAGAUCGUCCAAUAGGUGUGAAGAAGAUCCUGCAACGUUUUGAAUCGAUGAGUUCAAUAAAAUCUGAUGAUUCAUUUAAACUGAGAAAGACCAAUUUGAGCAGCACUUGUAGUAGUCUAAAUAGAUCUAAAGAAUCUCUUCCAUCAUCAAGUAAUCUCCACAAAUCUAAAGAAUCACUCCAAUCGAGUGGUUCUCUUAAAAGUAAUUCAGAUUCAAUGAGUGAUUUAGAAAAGACUAUGGAAUACUUAAAAUCCGAAUGGAGGACAGAAGCUACUAAUUUUCUUCAAAAGAAACGUGAUAAUUUCUAUGCCAAUCGUGACGAAAAGAAAGCUGAAGCUGAAGCAGAGUCUAAAAAGAGAGUCGAACCGGAAACUCAAUGGAAACAUACAAAAUACUCAAAAUUCUUUGGAAUUAAAGAAAAGUCUCCGGAAAAGAGAAAAUCACCAACAAAGACUGGUAAGAGAAGAUCACCUGCGAAAAUUCUGAAGAAGUCUCCUCGAGAAGAAAUUAUGAGACAUCGGAAGAAAGUCGAAUCGGUAAUGAGCAGAACAGCUUCGUUUGAAGAGAAAAUUAAAGCCGAGGAAGAGAGACUUAAGGGAACUGGGUUGAACAAAACUCGUGGUAGUCAAAAUGAUUUAACAAACGGAUUGGACAGCACUCGAAUCAGAAGGGAUUCAGGUGAUGUUGUUUUUGUUCCAGAAAAGAAGAUUCCAGUCCUCCUUCGAAAAGAAUCUGAGAAGAACUCAGAAGUUAAUAAACAUCAAAUGGACACAGCUCAGAAAGUAUUAAGUCGAAGAGGAUCAGGUUCUAGUGGAUUGGCUGAUGUUCUUAAACCACCUGUUGUUAAGGGUUUAAGAGGACAACAGGAACUAAGAAAUAAAGUUGAAAAUAACACAAAUGAUGGGAAGAAUUUAGGUAGAAGAGGUUCUCAAGAAACUUUAAAGAGUAUAUUGAAUUUGGUUCGAACUGUUUCUCAAUCGAAUAUGGAUGAAGAUUUGCAACAGAAGAACCUGUCAAGUCAAAGUCCUGGAAGUUCUCAGAAUAACGUUGUUGCACAAGAAAUCGUAAAAGAAUUAAUAGGAGUUGAAGAAUUAAAGAUUUCAGAAGAAGAAGCUAAGAAAUUGAUUGAAGAGAUGGAUUCUGUGAAAUCUUCUGAUGUUGAACCCAGCUCAGAAAGUGUCAAAGAAGAUGACAUUAUUGAGCAGAUGGAAGAGCAAACAAAAUUUGAAAAAUCUUCGAUAAUAACGAGCGUCGGGAGCACUGAAGCAAGUGAAGAUCCUCCAGAGGCAGUUCAGGAAAUUGUUUCAACGGCUAGCCCGUUAGCUCAAAGUCGUAGAGGAUCACAAAAUGAACCAAUUGGAACACCUCCGCAGCAUCCUAGUCGGAGGGGAUCUCAAAAUCAAAUAUCUUCAAUUGAAGCAGAUCAAAAUGUGACAAGUCGUAGAAAUUCUCAAGUUGAAAACAAAGAAGAUAACUCAAAGAGCCCGCUAGUCCAAAGCCGCAGAGGUUCUCAAGUCGAAAACAAAGAAGAUGACUCAAAUAGUCCCCUCGUUAUUAGCCGUGGUAGUUCUCAAGUUGAACGCAGAGAAGAUAACUCAAAGAGCCCGCUGGCCCAAAGCCGCGGAAGUUCUCAAGUCGAUCACAAAGACGCUCAGGUCCAAAGCCGCAGAGGUUCUCAAGUCGAACAUAGAGAAGAUAACUCAAAGAGUCCGCUAAUUCAAAGUCGCAGAGGUUCUCAAGUCGAAAACAAAGAAGAUGACUCUAGGAGCCUGCUAGUUCAAAGCCGUGGAAGUUCUCAAGUCGAAAACAAGAAAGAUAACUCAAAGAGCUCCCUGAUUCAAAGCCGUGGAGGUUCUCAGGUCGAAAACAAAGAGGAUAAUUCAAAAAGUCCGAUUAUCCAAAGUCGAAGAGGGUCUCAAAAUGAAGCUUCUCCCCAACAUUCUAGUAGCAAAGCCUCUAUAACAAAUGAAGACACGACAAAAUCCCCAUCACAACCUUUAAGUCGUAGAGAAUCAGCUGUAAAUGAAGACAGAAAAUAUUCAUCUGAAGCUACAGAAGAUGUUGAUGACAUCUUUAACCAAAUCAUAACCGAACUAAGUCAGAAUGAUGAAGAAGUAGCCCGCGAAUUGAGUUUAAUAGAAACUGCCAGGGCGGAAAAAGAAGAAGAGGAACUAAUAAAGCAACAAGAACAACAGCAACAAGAAGAAGAGAUCAUUGAUGAAUCUGAAUAUAUUGCCGAAAUAACUGACAGUCCAAAGAGAAGUCGAGCUGGAUCCGAUGAUAGCAUUGAAGAACUAUUUAGUCAAUUUAAAAAUGAUAUGUUAGUUGAUGUUGAAUUUGAUUCGAAUGAUGAAGUUGUUGCUAUAACUCCUCGAGCUGUUCUUGUCAAUGAAGAUGAAGAAGAUCCAGAAGAAGAGGAAGAUGAAAAACCGAUCACAGUGGAAGAAGCAAAGUUAAAAUUUGAACCACUUUUUCCUCGUCUAGCAAAACCAUUGCCCAAAGACUCAUCAUCUUCAAUGAGUUUGAGUCCAGGAAGAACUGAAGAUAAAACAAAGAAGAUUGUUCAAAAGUUAGAUCCUUCUAAUAUGCCUCCUUCGGUUCAAGAUAUGAUGCAACUUAUGAUUUCACGUGAAGAUAGCGAACCAAGACAACCUGUGGCAUUCCCGAGACAUGUUUAUUAUGACUCAGCUGAUGAGAGUUCAAAUUCGUCACAAUCUCGAAAUCAAACUCCCGAUUCUUCUGUAAAAUCCAAAGAUUCCACCACGAAAGAUAAACAUUUGGAAGUAGUUUAUGAGUUGGCAUGGCCAUCGCGUAAAAGAACACCAAGUCCCAUUCCAGAAAGUGCUCGACCACCAAUCAAACCUCCUCGAGAAAACUCCGAAAGACCCAAUUCACGAAGAGGUUCGGGAACUUCCAUUGAAGAAUCGUCGCCGAUUGUGAAAGGUUCUGUAGAUUCUAAUAACAAGAACGAAUCUUCUCAAGACCGACUAUCUUCUUCUCAAAGAGGAUCACCAAAAUUACUUCCCUCUUCCCGCCGAGGCUCAAGAUCUUCAUCAGAUCUAGGACCUACUGAAAAUAGAGAGCCACAAUCAAUGUCUAGAAGAGGCUCAAAGGCUUCCCUUAAGGACAGCGAAGACAUUAUAUUAAGUGGAUCGCCUGCAUUGCUUCCAACACCAAGAAGAGGCUCUAGAACAUCAAUAGAUUCUUCUCAGAAUGUGAAUGAAGUUCCUCCUUCACGACGAAGUUCACCUGCAUUACCAGCUUCACCGCGAACUGAAGAAUUAGUGAACAAAAAUGAAGAAAUCCCAAGUCGUAAACCAACUCCGGCCUCCGACAUCUCACGUGAAAGUUCUGAUCUUCCAAGAGACUCUUCUUCAUCUUCUCUACAAUCCACAAAUCAAAAAGUCUCAAAUGGUUCACCUUCCAAAGUUUUAAAUGAGGCUCCUGAAGCUUCAAAUGAGCUUCAGUUACCUACAACUCCACGAAAAGACUCAGUUUCUCCAAACAAAUCUGCAGCUUCUUUUGCAAGUUCAAUUAAUGAAUUCCAAAGAGAAUCUCCCUCAUCACCACGUACCGAAACGCAACAGUUGUCUAGAGAAGGUUCCCAGAUCUCUACAAAAUCUGCUUCCCAAGCUCAGGAAAUGGUUAACAUUCAAAAGCCUCGAGAAGGCUCCCAGAUAUCUUCAAGAUCUGCUCCCCAGGAGCCUUCUAGGGAAGGUUCCAAUAUAUCUUCUACAUCUCUUCCACAAGCCAAAGAAAUUGUUAACAUUCAGAAGUCUAGGGAAGGUUCCCAGCUAUCUUCAAAAUCUCUUCCUCAAACCGAAGGAAUAGUUAAAAUUCGAACUGAAAUGGGACAAUCACCUAGAGAAGGAUCUCAAAUAUCUACAAAAUCUCCUCCCCGUGCGGAAGGAAUGGUUAAUAUUGUUGAAUUAUUAAAUGAACCACCCAAGAGAGACUCUGAAAGCAGCUCAAGAAAAUCUGUCUUAUCAAAAUCCAAUACACCAACAUUGCCCGAAUCUCCUCAAUCAGCUCGUGCUAGAUUCUUUGCUCAGAAUCAACAAUCUGCUGAAAGUUCUCCAAGAGAAUCCAAAGAGAGGCUUAUCCCAAACAACGAACCAUCUAAAGAAUACAGAGAUCUUUUACGAGCAAAACUUGAAUCUCCAACUCCACGGAAUCCAAGUCAAUCUAGAGAACGAUCAUUGGAAUGGGAUAUGGAACAACUUCCUAAAAGUCCAAUGCCCAGACGUAAAUUUAUGCCAAUGUAUCGAAAUGAAAGUAGUGACAAAGAAGAAUCACCUCAGCAAACUUCUGGUAAAAGUGCCCCAGACAUUCGAAUACCAACAAAACGUCUUGAAGAAUGGGAAAUCAUUGAACAGCUUGAACGAGAGAGGCGACAUGCUUUAAUUGCACGAGAUCAAAAUUAUUCUCAUCAAGUUCGUCAGGAAGCACCUAAGAUUCCUUCAAAGCAAGAAAAUCCACCACCACCAUUCAAUCGACUUGAUUCUGACGAACCUCAUAGUUCCAAGCUAAUUGAAUAUAUUAAGCAGGAAACAUUAAAAGAUUCAAUGAAAUCAAAAGAAGACUCUCCUCGACCACCAUCUAGACCAAGAACUCCACAGUUAUCCAGGAAAAUUCCGAACAAUGAUUUAGAUAAACAAGUUGUGGAACUUUUGAAAACCAACCAAGAGCCAAAAGAGUCACCCAAACCCAUUAAAAGAAAACCACAGAUUCAAAAAACUGAGUCAGUUGAAGCUACAUAUGAAGAUUUUGCUCGUUUCACUCGAAGAUCACCCGAAAAAGAUGCUGAACCCGAAGAGUCAGAUGUCUAUGAGUCUCCAACAGCAUCGAUCUCACAUCAUCGACUUUCAAACUAUCAUCAAACAUCACAAGACUCAGCUUCAGGAACCUACAGUCCGACAAGUAGUCUAUCUAGAUCGAUAGAACAUAUAGCUCCAUCACGUCCGCAUCGUAAUAAAUCAUCAACUCUAUCUGAUAAUAGAGUCGAUAAGGAUACAAAGUACCUAAUGAAUCGCAGCAAGCAUUUGCGGAAUAUGAAACGGGACUUUAUGGAAGAGAAAAUCGCAGGAAACAAUCCAUAUCUUAAGAAAGUGAUUGAAGCUCAGAAAGUCUCAAGACAUUCAGAGGAAGAGGAUGAUGACGAUGAUGAUGUUGAAGUUGAUUAUACUCUUGAAAGCUAUCGCCCUAAAAACCAUACUACACCAAGAUUCCCUACCUCCAGCAGUAUUGGGGGUAGCCGUCGACGGUAUGAACCUAGAUAUCCUGAUUAUACUUCCUCAACGACUGACUAUACCAGCCGACGUCCAUAUAACCCGCAUUUCUCUGCAACUUCUACCUCCAGCUCUGCAGGAUCUCGUAAUUUUGUCGAUUAUUUCAAACGUAGCCCGCCACAUUACAAAGGCCGCGAGACAAGCAAGGACUCUUGCCGAAUAUCUUAGAAGAAAAAAACCAACAACAAAUCUCUCACUCUCUUUCUCUCAAAAUCUCUCACAAUAUAUUUCGUCUUUCUUUUGCCACACAAAACAUACAAAACCAUCAUAAAAUGAGAACAAGUUAACUCCUUGACUUCUACUACUACGUUCCCUUGCUAAAAAAAAAUGAUGCGAACAAUUGGGUACGAUCUCCAAAGGUUCAAAGUGAUUCUGAAUCCUCAUCAGCUGAUGAUGUUGAAUUAAAUUCUGCCACAGAAAUAUCCACCGAUUCUGAAUUCGAUCACGACGAGAUUAUUCGCGAAGCACCGAAAAUAUUCAUCGAUGAUACACAUCUUCG